AUGGUUAAGAAGCGGGCGUCCAACGGACGUAACAAGAAGGGUCGUGGUCACGUCAAGCCGAUCCGAUGCUCCAACUGCUCGCGAUGCACUCCCAAAGACAAGGCGAUCAAGCGAUUCACCAUCCGCAACAUGGUCGAGUCUGCUGCUAUCCGUGAUAUCUCGGAUGCCUCCGUCUUCGCCGAGUACGCUGUGCCCAAGAUGUACUUGAAGCUUCAAUACUGCGUGUCCUGCGCCAUUCACGGAAAGAUUGUUCGUGUCCGUUCGCGCGAAGGCCGUCGCAACCGUGCUCCUCCCCCACGUGUACGAUACAACAAGGACGGCAAGAAGGUCAACCCCCAGGCCACCGCCAAGGUCCCCGGCGCUCAGGCAUAA
Messenger RNA from Dissoconium aciculare CBS 342.82, 372 nucleotides. RefSeq names its product ribosomal protein S26e. NCBI's taxonomy places the organism in Eukaryota, Fungi, Ascomycota, Dothideomycetes, Mycosphaerellales, Dissoconiaceae. Gene Ontology annotation, biological process: translation. Gene Ontology annotation, cellular component: cytosolic small ribosomal subunit; ribosome. Bases 1 to 372 code for a protein of 123 amino acids. The record is from RefSeq and is a predicted model, not a curated record. Gene Ontology annotation, molecular function: mRNA binding; structural constituent of ribosome. The transcript is spliced from 4 exons.